GUUGGGUCUACUGGCUGAAGGCAUAAGUGUGACAGCCCUGUUGGGUUGAUACCAUGGCAGCAUCCUUGCCGGCGUACCACGGGGCAAUUAGCAAGCUGGAAGGUGAGAAUCUGCUGAGCAGAAAGGGCAAGGAAGGAACCUACCUCAUCAGAGACAGUGAGACCAUACAGGGAGCCAUGUGUCUCUGUGUGUACAAACAGAAGAUGGUGUAUACCUACAGACUACUUCAGACACACAAUGGUUACUUCACUCUUCAGGCUGCAGCCGGAGUGGAGGAGAAGUUCUUUAAGACCAUGACAGAUUUAAUCAGGCAUUACAAAAGGAGGAACCAGGGACUGGCUGUUCAUCUUCGUCACUCAGUCAAGAGGAAAACUGUGCUUCAACUUCCGGCUGCCGUAGUACCAGACGAAGAUAAGGAUUAUGAGAACAUCCCUGAUUCAGAAGACUAUGUUGAUGUCCUGCCUUCCUGACCAGCCCACCUGGAAGAUCUGUUUGAAGAAACCCAACUUGGUUCUGGUCUUUGUGUCCUUAAUGGAGCUACUGACCAUACCCAACUGACCAAAUGCCAAGAGAGUAUGAGUAUCACAGUGUUUGUGCUGAAACCGUAUUGUCUUUUUUGUGACUUUGACAGUUUUGUUUGUUUCUUGCUUAUAUUCAGAGGAUUGCAGAUAGUUUCAUUUAAAUGUUUAUAGACACCUGUAAAAAUAUAUUUUCAAAAUGUAACCUAGGGAGGUUACACAUGUAACCCCCCCUUUUAUGUUCAAAACAUUUUGUCACCAUGUUUUCACACCUUUACCUUCAUGCAGGCCAGUUUGCUUUCAGUUUGCUCUUCAAGUAUGAUUAAGUAACCUAUGGCUCAAGUUGGUUAAUUUUCAUUAUCUACAGUGUAGGAGUCUCUUAGUAAUGUUGAUUAGUGAGCUGCCUACGCCUUAUAAAAAAACAGAGCUGUGUGAAAAAAUAUUAGGAUAUGUAUCUUGCCAUAGUUCAUACCACAUUUUCCAUGAUGUACAUGGUCUAAUGACGGAGGCAGUGAGCCUGUAGUUGCUUUCAGUCAAAUCACAGAUGUUCUUGCGAAUCGCAGUUCGUCCCCUUUAGUUCAAACGGUAAACUGAUUAAAGUGUUAAUUUUUAAAUAAUGAACCCUGUUGUUUAGAAACAUAAUUAUGUUAGUUUCCUGUGGUUUAAUGCAUAUUGCCUAAGAGCACCCU
Messenger RNA from Osmerus eperlanus (European smelt), 1207 nucleotides. RefSeq lists its product as uncharacterized. Bases 54 to 470 code for a protein of 138 amino acids. Gene Ontology annotation, biological process: regulation of signal transduction; regulation of immune response. The record is from RefSeq and is a predicted model, not a curated record. Lineage: Eukaryota; Metazoa; Chordata; Actinopteri; Osmeriformes; Osmeridae. The transcript is spliced from 4 exons.